Acanthosepion pharaonis is the source of this 1446-nucleotide messenger RNA. The record is from the annotation of a GenBank genome assembly. Lineage: Eukaryota; Metazoa; Mollusca; Cephalopoda; Sepiida; Sepiidae.
AUGGCAAUGGUGAUAGUUUUCUCACCUGACGCCACAUUGUCUGUGACCCAGCUCCAGACUGAGGAAAACCGGGAAAACCCGGCGACCCAUUUAUUGCCCGCUCGCAGCGACCACGUGACAGUCAAUCUGCGCAUUUUUUUUUUUAACUUUUUACACUCUGUUUAUUUCUCUUUCAUUCUUUUUUUUCUCUUUCUGCGUUCCCUUGCUUCUCUCCCAAUUUCUCUGCCACUUAUCUCUUUUCUCCUUUUUUUUCCUUCUCUUGCUCACCCAUUUUGCUUCAAUUCUCCCACCUGUCCAUUUUGUUUCUCUUCCCCCGCACUUGUCCAUUUUACUCCCCCUUACCUAUCUAUUUCGUUUGUCUUCCCCUAUCUGUCCAUUGUGUCUCUUUUCCCCCUAUCUGUCCAUUUUGUUUCCUUUACCCCCGCCUGUCCAUUUUGUCUCUCUUCCCCUCUAUCUGUCCAUUUUGUCUCUUUCCCCCUAUCUGUCCAUUUUGUCUCUCUUCCCUCCUAUCUUUCCAUUUUGUUUCCUUUACACCCGCCUGUCCAUUUUGUCUCUCUCCCCCCAAAUAUCCAUUUUGUUUCUCUUCCCCUACGUGUAUAUUUUGUCUCUCUUUUCCCCGUCUGUCCAUUUUGUCUCUCUUCCUCCCUACCUGUACUUUCUGUUUCUCUACCACACACCUGUCCAUUUUUUCUUACCCCACCUGUCCAUUUUGUUUCUCUUGCCCCAUCUGUCCAUUUUUUCUUCCCCUCACCUGUUCAUUUUGUUUCCCCCCCCAACUUGUUCAUAUUUUUCUCCCCCCCUUAUCCAUUUUGCUUCUCUUCCCUCCACCUGUCCAUUUUGUUUCUCUUCCUACCUGUCCAUUAUGUUUCACUUUCCCGUCACCAUUCAAUUUUGAUUCACUUCCCCCACCUGUUCAUUUUGUUUUUCUUCUCUCCACUUCUCAUUUUUGAUUCACUCCCCAUUUUGUUUCUCAUCCCGGCUUUUCUUUCCUUCUUUUUGAUACUUUAUCUUUUCCUUUCUUGCUCUUUUCCUUUCUCUCUCUCACCUUCAAUUUCAUUUAAUUUCUUCAUUCUUUCUCUCUCUUUAAUGCCAUCUUUCUCUUCCCCCUUUUUUCUAUUUUCUCGAUCUCUUUCUAUUUUCCCCUUUUGUUAUGAUGUUCCUACACAACACCUUUCUUUCUCUUCCUCUGUAUUUUACAUCUUCCUUUUUCUCUCUCUUUCUCUUCCUCUCUCUAUAACUCACAAUUCUUUCUUUUCUUUUUUCUUUUUUACUCUUCUUCCUUUAUUUUUGCCUAACUGCUUACCUUUCUGUGCCUUUCUCUCUCCCAUUUUUCUUCUAUUAUUCUUUCUCUUUCAUUUACAGAUCACUACCGCCAUAUUUGCUGGCUUAGGUAUAGUGACAUCGAGAGGGUUCGGUUUUCGACGCCUUUUUUUCUCUUUCUUUUAA